Penicillium subrubescens is the source of this 1566-nucleotide messenger RNA. RefSeq lists its product as uncharacterized. The record is from RefSeq and is a predicted model, not a curated record. NCBI's taxonomy places the organism in Eukaryota, Fungi, Ascomycota, Eurotiomycetes, Eurotiales, Aspergillaceae. Gene Ontology annotation, biological process: transmembrane transport. Gene Ontology annotation, molecular function: transmembrane transporter activity. The transcript has a single exon. Bases 1 to 1566 code for a protein of 521 amino acids.
AUGCAAUCGGUACCAGAUGGUGUGCUCAGAGUCAAACAGACCGACAGAGCCAUCAUCAACCUCAUUGCAAUGCCAGACGGUGUGGAGACACCCAAUGGAUUGGGCACUCCACCAAAUGAACCUGCAUCAGGCUUCGAAAUAGUGACUUGGAAUGGCGCCGAUGACCCAGAGAACCCGCAAAACUGGCCGCUGCAAACGAAAUUGUUACGAUCGUCUUCACCGUUAACCGUGAUCUUCGCUAUUGCAUUUGCAUCUAGUGUCUUUGGUGCCGCAGCCGACGUUACUGCAGCUGAAUAUGGUGUCUCGCAAGAAGUCAUGUCUCUGGGAGUAGCCCUAUUCAUUGCCGGGUUUGCAACGGGCCCACUGGUUUUCGCACCGAUGGCUGAAGUAGUCGGCAACGCUCCCGUGCUAGCUGUUGCACUAGCAGGCUGUGCGCUCUUUCAAAUACCGCUAGCACUAGCACAGAGCGUUGUCACUAUUCUAGUUUGUCGGUUCCUGGCCGGGAUGUUGGGCAGUGGAGGUCUUGCUGUGGGCUCUGGGAUCCUGGCAGAUAUCUAUGGACCGAUUACCCGCGGUGUCGCGGUAGGCAUUUCAGCCUCAAUCAUGAACAUAGGAUCGAUUAUUGCGCCUAUUGCUGGUGCGUACAUUGUUGAUCGAUAUGGUUGGAGAUGGACAGCGUGGGUAACCCUGAUACUAUGCGGCGUCGUGGGCAUCCACGCCGCACUAUUAUUACGCGAGUCAUCCCACAAUCGCAUCCUCAUGCGCCGCGCAGCUAGGCUCCGCCGUGAAACGGGCAACAUGAACCUCCGCGCUCGUGCGGAGAUGGCAUCUCUAGAGCCGCAGGUGCUCCUACGCAAAUACUGCACCAAACCAGUGCGAAUGUUCAUCCAAGAACCCAUUCUGAUAGUCAUGACGAUAUACCUGACCCUCGUGUAUGGCACGCUAUAUCUAUCGUACCAGCUAUUUCCCAAGGCAUUUCAGAAUCGAGGCUGGAGUAAGUCUACCGCGACCUUGCCGUUCAUUUCCGUCGGAUUGGGAGUAUUGUCGGCAUUGGGAUUAUUCUCUUUGUUCACGAUGACCUGGUACAAAAAACGAUGGCUAGCGUCUCAAAAGACAAAAGAAGAGGAAGGAGGGAAAUCUUCGACCCAGAUCACCCCGGAACAUCGAUUACCACCUAUGAUACUGGGGGCAGGGAUUCUCCCACCAGCACUCCUCUGGUUCGGUUGGUCGGGAGACGUCCACUGGGCAUCGCAGCUAAUAGCCUGUUUCUUCAUCGGCAUGGCGCUACAAGUGAUCUUCAUCAGUGGCAUUGUUUACAUUGUCGAUACUUAUCUUUUGAAUACCGUUUCGGCGAUAUCAAUUCACGUCAUGGUUCGCUCACUCGUCUCUGCCGUCUUCCCAAUCAUUGAAGGGCCUAUGUAUGAGACGCUGCAUAUUAAUUGGUCGGCCACGUUGCUGGCAGGUCUGUCGGCGGUGAUUAUGGUAUCACCUAUAGUGUUUAUGAUAUAUGGAUCACGAAUUCGAAGUUGGAGUCGGUUCUCGGUGGGGGAUAAUCAAAACAAGUGA